Messenger RNA from Coniophora puteana RWD-64-598 SS2, 819 nucleotides. RefSeq lists its product as uncharacterized. The transcript is spliced from 6 exons. The record is from RefSeq and is a predicted model, not a curated record. Bases 1 to 819 code for a protein of 272 amino acids. NCBI's taxonomy places the organism in Eukaryota, Fungi, Basidiomycota, Agaricomycetes, Boletales, Coniophoraceae.
AUGGUCAACAGCCCGCUAGCAACGAUCGGGUUAUCUUCCACUGUGUUCAUCGCGACAUCUUCAUCCGUGUUAGUGGCCAUAGCGAGCGCAGUGGUUGCUGCCGCUGCAGUUGGGUUACAAGUGGCCUUAGGGUCGAAGAGAAGGAUGUUUGGAGGGUACGUCAUGGAAGUGUUGCCGGAAGUGGGUUUAGCGGGAAUGGUGAUGGAUGGUGUUGGCAGCUUGGAAAUGAUGUUGGCGGAUGCUAGAUGGACCAGGGGCGAGUUGCAACAUCUGGAUCAUCGGACAUUGGCGCAGGGAGAGCGAGAGACGCUACACGCCCUUCGCGCCGGUGCGCUCCGCGAGACAAAGAACAAGAACGUUCGCAAGAGCGACUAUGAGAAGUGGAACUGGGUAAUUGUCCACAACAAGAACAUCCGCGGUAGCACCAUCAGCAUCCCACCACCACCCCUCCGACUAUUAACCCUUUGCUCCGCCCUCACCUUCCCAUCCAACAAAUGCAAGCACUGUGUAGCUGUUAGCCUGGAGCGAGCACGCGAGCUGCGCGUGGUCGCCGAGCAGGCCUUCAAGUUUUGGGGCACAGCACAGGUUUGUCAAGAUUGGAUGACUAUCGUCAUCACGCUGGAUCAACUGUCUGGCGCCACCGCUCCUGUUGUGCUUGUACGCGGUGAUCUGGUAGCCUGCUGGCUCGACAUUGUUGAGGUGCUGGCGUAUAGCAUGAUUGUGUUUGUGGAUCACUUAUACAAAGCCGUCAUUGCCCAUGUUAAACAGACAGCGUCAGCGGGGUCGACCACCGGAAGGGGCCAUUUUUGGGAGGAGUAG